GUGUAAGGAUGUUCAUGAAUAUGCAAUUUCUACUCAUGUUCUUUGUUCUUAGCCUUCUUAUCAUGUCUAUUGAUGGGAGCAACAAUGGUGAAAAAAACAUCGAAAUUGCAAUGAUGCAGACCAAUUCAAGUAAAGUAAGUCCACCACCAUCUACUCUAGAUUUUAAUGACCCAUUUCAUGAUCACAAGUUGACGGGUUUUUGUAUGCCAAGUCCAUCAACAAGAUGCCAUGGAACAAGAAAAAGUUGUUAUUGUUGUAUUGGGCCACCAGUAGUAAUAUGCAUAGAAGGGAACGUCGUGUUCUCGGUGGGGGCAAGCAAUGGAAGAAGAGAGUAUCGAUGGGGUCAUAGGCGGUUAACAAAGAGAACCACUAAAAAAGGCAGGAGUAACCGAGGCGAGCAAAUAGAAGAAGGAUUUGCAGAAGUAGCGGACCAAGUUGCUGAUUCCAUCUUGAUCCUAUCAGCCAAAUUUAUGUGA
Molecule: messenger RNA, 476 nt
Organism: Lactuca virosa
Lineage: Eukaryota; Viridiplantae; Streptophyta; Magnoliopsida; Asterales; Asteraceae
Source: the annotation of a GenBank genome assembly